AUGUACCAAAACCGGCUACUGGACCCGACGGGCGCGUCUCUUGUCCCCACUAGCAAGAAGAGGAAAGGUGGGCCACGUAUCGUGAACCGGCAGGCAAAGGGCAACUACAAGAAGCUACUUUGGUUCAAACAACCCUUUCCCGAUAACUACACAGAUGAGACCACAUUUCUUGACCACCUUCAGCGAAAUCCAAGAUUGCAGCCAUAUGAAUUUUGGUCACUGAUGGGUGACGCCACGGUUAUCGUGCAGCAUCUUGCAACAGUGGUAAUAUUUUGUUGCUGUUUCGUGGCCAUCAUUCAUGAUAGGGUGUCGCCUGUCGCGAUAGUCGGCUGGGCCACUUUGUGCACAGUUCUGGCCUGGUUCUUAUGGGAUCAUUGGAUGGGCCAGGAGUUCGAGACCGUUUCCAAUGUAGAACCAACACCCGCUUCAGACACAGACAAUGCAGGAAUGAAACCCUCGCCAGCGCUCUCAGGACGAGCUCAACAGCGUCUGGCAACUGCCAAAUCAGCUUUACUGAUUUAUGCGGCUUUACUUGGGCUUAGUCCAAUUCUCAAGUCGCUUACACGCUCCACGACAAGUGAUUCAAUAUGGGCGUUGAGCACCUGGCUGCUCAUGAUGAACGUUGCCUUCUUUGACUACAGUGGAGGUACGGGUGCACAAUUACCAGCUUCGAUAUCUACGAAUUCGGCCAUGAUGGCGUCGGCUGUUCUUGCCUCGCGCCUUCCAUCCACUACGCACGUCUUCUCGUUGACUCUCUUCUCUAUCGAAGUUUAUGGACUGUUUCCAAUAUUCCGUCGUCAACUCCGCGCUCGAUCUCCAUGGGGUCACCUCGCCCUCACCAUUACACUGGUAACAGGCGCAUGGGGAGGCCUUUUUAUCACCUUGACAGGAAGAGGUCGCGGCGCGUUCUUGGCAGGCGCGAUCGUAGGAGGUAUCCUCACUCUUUUGAGCAUGGGCGUCUGCAGUUGGUGGCUCAUCGGUCUCCAGAAGUAUAAAAAUGAGAUUCGUGGUCCCUGGGAUCCAGCAAGGCCCGUCAUCCGACGGCAUUGGGAUUGA
Alternaria atra is the source of this 1056-nucleotide messenger RNA. RefSeq lists its product as uncharacterized. Gene Ontology annotation, biological process: GPI anchor biosynthetic process. Bases 1 to 1056 code for a protein of 351 amino acids. Gene Ontology annotation, cellular component: membrane; glycosylphosphatidylinositol-N-acetylglucosaminyltransferase (GPI-GnT) complex. The transcript has 3 exons. Lineage: Eukaryota; Fungi; Ascomycota; Dothideomycetes; Pleosporales; Pleosporaceae. The record is from RefSeq and is a predicted model, not a curated record.